AUGAGUUGGGCUGCGGAUGAAUGGAAGGAUGGACUUCCUGCCCGUGCCUUACAGAAAAUCAAUCAGAUUGAGACGCAGUUUGAGCUUAAAAAAGAAAGAGAUCAGAAACAGUUUCAGCUGGACAGUGUUGAACAGGCUUUUCAAAACCAGAAGAGAAAGCUUGAGGAAGAGAAAACCAAUGUACAAAGUUUCAGACGUGAAAUUCAGAGCCUAGAGGAAAACUGUCAAGAGUUGGAGAGGAAAAGAGAGAAGCUAGUAGCUGAACUACAGAUUAAAGAGAAACAUGUGUGUAACCUAGAGGGCCAGCUGUCCCAUAGUAAACAGGCCCUGGAGGCAGAAACCAGCAAGGUCUUUCAGCUGAAAUCGGAGUUGGAAAAAGCCCAAUAUGAACAAGUUGAAGCUGAAAAGAAAGUGGCAAAGGUUGAAACUGACAACAAGAAACUUCAGGAGCUCAGUGAUCAACAAGCUGAACAACUUAGAUCUCAUGCCAGAAAAAUUACUGCUUUGGAAGCUGAACUCAGAGGAAAAACAAGUGGUUCUAGUACUUCGGCUGGAAAUGUGGUACAAUCACGGUCAGAUAGUGCCAUCAGUCAGAGUUCUGUCUCACAAGGUACAACAGAAUGGAUCACAGAAAAGAUCAAGCUUCAGGCUGAAAAUGAGAAACUCAACACUGAGCUGAAAAAUCUGCAAGAAAAGCUGGAAGAUUUACAGAAACUCAGCAGCAGUGAUCAACAUGGAAGAAGUUUCCAUGGUAACAUCAGCCACACACCAGGUCAAAGGUCGGCUGAUCACCUUGGGAUUGGAACACCCAGUAGAAGUGGGCUGUCAAGCGUGGGACCUAAUGUUUUUGACCUGGAACAAAAGUUGAAGAAGCUGCAGCAAGAGCUACAGUGUCAGCGUUACAAUGCUGAGGCAGCCAAGACUGCCGUGGAGCAAAAGGCCAAGAAAAGGGAGAUGGAACUGAAGGAGGAAGUGCAUCAGCAAGCUGAGGUUCUGAGGAAGCUAGAGAAAGAGUUGAAUGAUAGCAAGAACAGGAUGCAACAGGAAAUCAACCAGGCUAAAAAUGAGACCAACAGGUUGGAAGGUCAGCUGCAGAAAUUAGAGCAGAGUAAAUGUAGACUUGAGCAGGAGUUACAUGAUCAACAGCAGGCCUAUAACCAUACAGAGAAAGACAAGGUUUGUAAUAACAAACCUGUGCAGAAAUCAGCUGAAGUGGUGAAAACAAUUCCAACUCCACAGAAGGUUACAGACUCUAGUUCAUCAGACAGAGUGCAGGAGCUGGAAACCGAGAAAGAAAAACUACUCAUACAGAUUCAGGAGUUACAAGGCCAAUUGGAAACGGUGAAACAGAAGGCAUCUGAUGACCUGGAAAAAUCAAAGAAUGACAUAUCAAACCUUGAAAUGCAGCGAGCGCAUAUGAGUGGUCAGAUACAGAAUGAUGCUGUCCAAUCAAAAGAGAGAUCAAAGGCCUCUGAACAGCUUCAAGAAACCAAUAAUAAUCUUCAGGAAAAACUGAAGAAGCUACAGCAGGAGCUGCAGUGCCAGAGAUACAAUGCUGAGGCUGCAAAGACAGCGGUUGAACAGAAGGCAAAAGCCAAGGAGAAUGAAUACAAACUAGAGAUCUCCCAACAGGCUGACACUCUCAGGGUGCUGGAGAAGGAGUUGAAUGACACCAGGAAUAAACUACAGCAAGAAGUCAAACAGGCUCAGGGGGAAGCAGACAGACUGAAAAAUCAGGUGGAAAAGCUAGAACAUGACAAGAUGAGGAUGGAGAAGGAGAAAGCUCAACACCAACAUAUGAUUGAUAAAGCAGAGCAGUCUGAAAGAGAAAAGUCUGCUGCAUUACUCAGUGUUGAGGAGAAAAACAAACAGCUUAAAGUCAUGGAGAGUAAAAUAAGCCAAACUCAACAGGAGCUGGCAAGUAAAGAGAACCUAAUACAGAAACUUCAGCAGGAGAUGAAAGAUGUGAGAAAGUCAGCCAGUGAUACAGAGAGACACUGUCGAGAGGAAACUCGACGAAUUCAGUCUGAACUAAGCUGCUUAGGCUCUGAAUUGGAACAGCACAAGAGAGAAAGCAAACAGGCUGAAGAGAGGGUAGCUACCUUGAAAAACCAGCUGGAACAGACCAAUGGCAUCAUCCAAGACAAAAGCCACCAGUUAGACCUGUCACAGAAACAAGUCAAUGACUUGAAAAAUGAACUCCAAAAGGCUUCCUCAGGGCAAGACACAAAGAUGAAAGAGGCUGCUUCAGAGAUGGAAAAGAUGCAGAAACAACUGGAAAGAGCGCUCGCAGAAAAGGAUGCCCAUCUACAGUCCAGGGUUGAGGAGGUGGAGAAAUUGAAGCAAGAGCUGGAAGUUUCCAAAGAAGAAAAGAACAAUGCAGUAAUUGUGAAGAAUUUCUUGUUUAAAGAGAAAAUGGAACUACAAGUGAAGUUGGGAAGCAAGGAAGAAGAGAAAAGCAAACUGAGUUCAGAGAUGGAAGAGAUCAGAGAGAAAUUAACAUCCGAAAUGCAGAAGACAACAAGUAAUGCAGAAAAUUUCAAAGCAGCUAAACAACAGUUGGUUCAAACAAACAAAGACUUAAUCCAGAGUGUUGAAGCACUGCGUGGAGAAAAAUCUAAGUGGGAUAAGAAUUUGAGCGACGCGUCACUGGAAAAGAAGUCUUUGGAGGAAAAGCUUGCCAAAUCAGAGGCUUUACUUCAAAAUGUCAAAUCUGAAAACAGGAGUCUUGAAGAAAAGAUCAGUGAAUUAACAUGCCUUACAGAGAAACAAAGUAAAGAAAUCUUGGCUAGCAAAGAAAAGGAAAAUGAUUUGGAUAACAAGAUGAUCACUUUACAGCUGGAGAACCAGUCAUCAGUGGAGCAGAUCAGUUGUCUUCAACAAACUGUGACAGCCCUUCAAGCUGAAAACAACAAACUUGAAGAUGCUGUUCGCGAGAUGAGUAAGGCUGUUGAAAGUGGAGAAGAAAAGUUGUUGAAAGUGAUGGAGAGUGAAAAUAAGCUAAAGAAAGAAUUUGAGGUGAACUUUGCAAACCUUCAUGCAUUUCAAAAGGCGAAAGACGAGGCUAUUAGAGAGAAGAACGAGGGUAAUGAGAUGAUCAAGAAACUGACAACUGAACGUGAAAGCCUAGAAAAGUCUUUGAAAGAGUCUGAGGAAAAUGUAAGUGGUUUGGAAAAAGUAGUUGAAGAGCAAAAUUGUCUUCUUGAAACCAAAGCUAAGGAUCUUGAGAAGAUUGACCAACAGAAUGUCUGUCUCGGUAAACAGCUUGAAGACAAAGACUCUCAAGCUGCGACAGAAAGAGAAGACUUAGAAAGAAGGCUGAGUGAAGCACAAAUGCAGAAUGUCAAAGGGGAAGACAUGCUGAAUGCACAGAGAUGUGAAAUAAGCAACCUUGAGAGUGAAAUCAAGGCACUGAAAGACAUGCAGAAUCAGAUUCUAACCAAGCUGGACAUGCUUCAGAUGGACCUUGAUGAUAAAGACGAUAUGGUUGCAUCAUUGCAAGAACAUGUGCAAAAUAUGGAGCAGACAAAUGCUUCCACACAAAAAAGCUGUGAAGAUAAGGAUAUUGAGUUGGCAGAUAAAGACAAGUACAUCAAAGAGCUUCUGAGCCAGACGGAAAACCUUAAAAAAAAGAAUGAAGAUUGCCAGGAAGAAAUCAACAAUCAGAAACAACAGCUGGAAAACAAAGCCGUAACACUGGCAGAGAAAGAGGAUCAAAUAAGCACCAUGACCUCGGAUUUUGUUUCUCUGAAGUCAUCUGAAGAUAAACUACCUGAAACUCUUUCAGAACUUGAGGAGAAGAAGAGAGCACUUGAGGAAUCCUCCAGCCAAAUUACUGAGCUCAAACAAAGUCUUGAUAACAUGACCAGAAAACUGAUAGCCAAGGAUGCGGAGGUUGUGAAACUGGAGAAUAGUGUGUCUAACCUGGGCGAGGCAUUAACUGAGAAGUGUACAGUUGUAACUGAGCAGGAAAACAUCAUUGCUGAACUUAGGGAAAGAGUUCAAGUACUAGUGGAAAAAGUAGAACAACUGAACUCCCUUCUAAAAAACGUUAAAGCUGAACAUCUGUCCAUUGAAAUGACAACAGAUAAAAAGUUGAGGAAUUUAGAUGUGCUGCUCCAGUAUAAGAAGGAAGUCCUCAGCCAUAAGAUAAGUGAACUCCAAAAUCUUCAUCAAAUCAACUCGGAUUUGCGCAAACAAAUUCAGUCACAAAGCAAUCUACUGGAAGCAAGUAGAACAGAGUAUCAGUCAUUGGUGGAUGUCUUGGAUUCUAAAGACCAAAAGAUCUUGUCACUGGAAAAUGAAAUCACUUACAUUGAAACCUCCAAAACACAGCUCAUGCAGCAUAUGACUAUGUUAGAAACGGAAAAAGAUACAUUGGUCAGCAGCCAAGGCAAAAUGGCCUCAAAACAAGAUGAAAUGGCAUCACUGUUUGAUGAUCAGGUUAAAGAGCUUGAACUCUUAAAGUGUAAAAUUGAUGUUGAAAGUGUUGAAAAGUCCUCACUAAGUCAGGAGUUGGCCACUGUCCAGCAAAAACAUCAUGACAUGACCCUGGGCUACCAAGCCCUGCAGAAAGAGCUGUGUGAUGUCAGAAAAAUCUUAGAAGAUACCAAGGAAGAGAACUCUACAUUAUCCACAACUCUAACUUCCAAAAACAUAGACUUUAAGGCUAUCAAUGCAGAAAGAGAUCAACUUGUUAAGGCUUUGGAAAACAGAGAAGCUGAGGUUCGUGAUCUGCAAAUGCUUUGUGAUGCCAAAACUUCCGAUAUUAAAGAUCUGAAUAGCCAACUAGCUGAACAGGACUCUGUCUGUAGACAAAAAAUACAGGCUCAUGCAGAUGUGAUUUUUAAGGGCACAGGUGAAAAAGAAGGAUUGAAAGAGGAACUGGAAAGACUUAAGUGUGACCUUAUGUCUAAAGCGUCAGAGCUUAAUCUGACAAAAGAAGAAACUGAAUGUCUAAGGCAGUCCUUCGAUGCGGAGAAGGAAAGCUAUAAAACACAAAUUGAAAACUUGAAAACCCAGAACAUCGCUUUACAGCAGUCUGUCUUUGAUGAACAGCUUAAAAUUUCAGAACUAACAUUGUCAUUGUCAAGUACAGAAAGUGAACUGAAGGAAAUGUUGGCUAAAGAAAAAGAGGUUACAUCUGGUUUAGAGGCUAAACUUACCACACUCGAGGAAAGGGCUAAGAAAGAUAAUACAUAUUUGCGUAGUCAGGUGGAGGAAAAAGACAAGCACAACUCAGAGUUAAAAGAAGAACUUGAUGAUCUUCACACUCAGUUGCGUCAGUUGAGGAAUCUUGAAAGUGCUGAAGAGAAGGUUGGAUACUUGAACACUCGUCUGGAAGAACAAAGAGAGUCAUUUGAUGAAAAGAUAGCUGAAAUGAAAAAGCAGAAGUUCUUCCUAGAACAAACAGUGACGUCUCUGGAAGCCAGUCUUAAAGACAAAGAAGACAGGAUGAGAGAGGAGGAGGAAAAAUGUGAGCAGUAUAUACAUGACUUGGAUGAAGCUUACGAAAAAGUUGAUAAUCUAGAGCAAUUGUUGGCAGAGCAGACAGAAACAUUGGCAUCUCAGGUGAAGGUAGCAAAUGAGGUACAGGGAGAACUUCAGGAGAACUACCAACAAAUCCAAGACAGCUUGGAACUGAAACAGAAAAAGUUUGCUGAGCUGGAAGCUAAGUGUUUGGAGCAAAGGGAGAAGUGCACCAAUACAGAAAAGCUGCGUGACAUGGAAGAGCAGUUGAAAGAAGCUUUGGAGGGUUGGGACAUUUCCAAACAUCAGGUGAGUGUUCUAGAAAAGGAGAAGGAACACUUGCUGCAUGAAUGCAGUGUGAAGGAAGCUAAACUCACCAAAAUGUGUGAAACUGUUGUUGACUUAGAAGCUAAGAAUGCAGAGUUUGCUUCAGAGAUCUCAGCAACCCAUAAUGUGCUGAAAGCAACUCAGGCUACUUCCCAGGAUAUUCAGGAGCACAUGGACAUCAUUACUGAAAACAAACAAAGUCUGAAUGAAAAGCUGCAGUCCAUAGAAGCUGAGAAAGAUGAGCUUGAACUCAAGUUAAAGAUAUCUGCAUCAGAAAAUAAUCAACUUCAGAAAGACCUGGCAAAACUCCAAGAAACAAACAACAAACAGUUAGAAGAGCUAGGAUCAGAACUUGGGACAAAAAGUUUCAAGCUUCAGCAAAUUUCAGACCAGUUACAGAAACUGGAAGAAGUAGUCACGGAAACUAAAACGGAAAUGCAGAAACUGCAGGCUGACAAAGCACUGCUCGAAGUAGAAAAUAAACAGUUGAAGGAAAAGGCGUAUGAACUAGAGGAGGCAGUUUCUGAUCUGACAACAUGUCAAUCCAUGUCAGGUAGUGAGAUGAAAAAUAUUCAAUCCAGUCUAGAUCUUGCCAAGCAAAAGCAGACUGAUUUAGUUAAAGACCGUGAGACUUGCUCUACUGACCUUGAUAUGGCUGUUUUGGAAAAGGUUGAACUUGAAGAGCAAGCCAAAACUCUGCAAGACAAUGUUAUGUCUUUGAGAAGUAAGCUGAAUUCAUGCAUGCAAGAAAAGGAUGUGAUGUUAACCGAAAAGGCUUGCUUAGAGGCCGAUCUAUGCAGCUCUAAUGCUACAGUGGACACUUUGAAAUUAAAUGUACAAGACCUAAGAGAAGAGCUCAGUGCUUUAAGUGUGGAAAAGCUUGACUUGACAGAUAAACUCACCAGGAGUGAAGAGAUUGUUAAAGCUAUUACAGCUGAAAAAUUAAAGACAAAUGAAGACUUCGAGAAGCUGAAAUCCAAACUUGCUGACACUGAAGACAUGCUUAAAGAUGUUCAGAGUUCAGCUCAGCAGCUUCAGGAGCAGAAGGAAGAGCUGGAGAUGAUGGAAGCUGAAACUAGAGAGGCUGGGAGAAAUUUACAGGAACAGGUGGAUGUGCUUCAGAGGGAAAAAGCUGCCCUAGAAGUAGAUGUCCUCAGCCUGGAGAACAAAAUGAAGGCUAAAACAGGAGAAAUGGAGGAAUUAAUGGGCAGGAUAUCAUCAUUUGAGUGCAUCAUAUCACAGCAAGACCAGGAGAAGAUUGCAACAGAGGCUACAACAGAUGCCGAGAUUGCCAAGCUGCAGCUAGAGAAAACUGAGCUGGGUGAGCGAUUAGAUUCACUGUCGGGGGAACUGUGUGAGUUACAAGAAAGCUGUAAGGUUUCUAAUCUGAAAGAGGAGGAACUUAAAAAUGAACUUUCUGUAAAAGCACUGGAGAGUUCUACAUUGGGAGAUAAAGUCAAAGUACUGGAAGCCCAGGCUUUAGAGCUGGACUCACAGUGGAGCAGUACACAGUCAGAAUUGUCCCGUUUGAAGGAAGAAAAUAAACAGUUCCAGGUACAAGUCAAUGCCCAGGAGCAUGAUAAGCGUGAACUACUCAACCAGUUCCUGAGUCUAGAGGAUGCGAAAGCCUCCCUAGAAAGACUAAAUUCUGGUCUGGAACUAAACCUUCUAUCCAAAGUCAAAGAGGAGGAGGUAAACCAACUGCAGAUGCACAGCUUAACACUGAAACUGCAAAGGCUUGAGUCUUCAGUGGGUGAUGACAAGUCCCAGAUUGAGAGUUUGCAGGUGGAGGCAGAGAAACUAAGGACGGAGUAUGCAAUCGCUAGUAAGACAUGUGAGGCGCUGAGGAGGGAGUUAGAGAAGACUGACACAGUGAGAGGUGACCUAUUAACUGCCAAGCAGGCUUUGAUGGCAGCAGAGACAGAACAAGACCAGCUGAAGGCUACAGUGGCCCAUCUAGAGAACAAGUGCCAAACCCUGCAGACAUCAGUAGAUGAGUCAAACGUGGCUGUGGAGAAGCUGAAAAAUCAACUUGAAUCCGACGAAUCCGUAAAAUCUGAAAGCAAGGUGAGGGAGGAGCUAAGGAGACUGCGCCAGGACAGGGAGUGCUACGAGGGAAAGCUGAAGCUUGCCAUGAAUAAUGCACGCCAGCUGGAGAACAAAGUAUCCAAUCUGCAGUUAGAGAUCCUCAAACUUGAGGAGGAGAAGACUGAUGUGAAGAGCCAGUUAAAAAGUAAGGAAGAGGAAGCUACAGACAGUGUGGAGAAGUGUUGUGAUUUGGAGAUGAGAUUGAGGACAGCAGAGAAGGAGAAGGAAAGGCUGACUGCCAGAGUUAACCUGCUGGCGAAUAUGGUGAAGGAGGCACGAGUGGUGCCGUCAAAGCCUGUUACAGUCAAGCGAGAAGCCGUCCAGGAUACUUCACAGAAACUGACUGGUUCCACAGACCAGCUGGGCAAAAAGAGGCCACAGGCAGAUAGUGUGCAAGGUGACGUCCAGGUUAAAACUGAGAAUGUGGGCGAGUCUGUACAAUCCCCAUGUAUUGAGAGCACAUCACACAAGCCGUGCAAAAGUCCAAAGCUGUCUGGUCUGAAAUAUGUUACAAAUAACAGUGACAAGUCCCCAGCCCAAGCUGUAUCCCCCCAUCCCAAGUCUAGGCUCUCUCGCAAAAGGAGCAGUCUGGGCACCUCGGGGAAACCAAAACCUCCCCCACAGCAGGACAAAGACGCUGACUGUAAAGUGCAGUAGUGACAUGUGCCUAGUACUUCAUGCUUCAUGCUUUCAUUGUGUCAUCUAACAGUAUAAUCCCUUUCUCUGAUCAUUGACAAGAUAAAUCUGACUUCAACAUCAUGUCAUCCACUCAAGACAUGGCUUUGUUGAUUUUUCUAAUCAGGUUACUUGAUUUUUGUGUUACAUUAUUUUUAUAUUUUAUGUUACAUACAUUAUUUUGUAUAUUUUAUGUUACAUCGUGUUUGGUUGUACAUAUUCAUUUAAUUAUGGUAAUCUUUGAUUAAUGGUUUUCUGAUUGUCUUUGAAAGUUUUUUUGAAUUGGUUUUAAAAGGUUUUUAAAGUGGUUACUAAGCCUAAGGAUGGAGCCUUAUAUAAUUAAUAAUGAAUGAUUAGGUGGUGUUGGUUGAUUGACCAGCUAGUGUUCACCAAAUCAUGCUGUAACACAUUUGCUUUAGGUCCUUUCUAAAACUGGUCUAGUGUUGCAAGUGUAUUAAUUUAUUUCGCUUUUGAAAUAUGCCUGUUAUAUCAUAUGACAGUGUGUACUCUAUCAACAGACUUUAAAGUAUAUUUGUUAUUUUUAGUCUGGUAAAGUGUUUUCAAUCAUGUUGUAAAGUAAUUUAUGGUUUAAUAACCAUGUCAUCAAGUUGUAUAGGUUAUCGUCUUCUUUUUUUUUAUUUGUUUAUUUUCUUUUUGUUUAAUUGUAUAUGUUUUUUAUACAUUUUUUAUGCUUGAUUUUAAAGAUAAUUCUGUUACAUUUUCCUCGGGGAAUAAUUUUCUGAUCAGCUAAGGUUUAAUGUCCUUACAUCACAGAGUUUCUUGUUCUAGUAGAUGCAAGAUGUUUUAAUUUACUGCCUUACAGGUUAAGGUUUCUGCAGUAAGAGGUGCAGAUUUUCCUGUUUUUUCUUUAGUUUUUUUUUAAUUCAUUGCAUCACAUCUGUUACAUGCACUUUUUGGUUAUGUCUUUUGUGUAAUUACAAAUGUCUAUAUAUUCCACUCAUUACUAUAUACAGCACACAGGUAGCAAUUAGUUUGUCUGCUAUAUUUAUACCUAUCCAGUUGUCCAUAUACACGACAUUUUAAACAAACAGUCUCAGCAGAGGAAGGUUUAGGGCAAGUAAAAUAAGUUAAGAUUUCACUGGGAACAGGGCAUGGUCAUUUGAGCAGUGUGGACUCAGUAAUUGCAUACUGAUAUUAGGAAACAUGGCGCUGUGUGACGCUCUCAUCACACCGGAGAUAUGUACCCCGACCCUAUUACAGCUGAGAAUAUAUCACAUAUUACAGCAAGGAUUUGUAACCCAAUCAUGUUACAGCUGAGAAUAUAGUAUCGCAUAUUAUAAUUUUUUUUUCUGAAAUUGUACCUUAUCAUACUUCCUUCCAUUCCUUACGCAUCACUUAAAGUAUUGCUGUAUUUAUGGAAGAACCUAUUUUGUUACUUUUAUUUCGACUUUAGUGGGCCUCAUGUCCUUUUUCAAGGUAUCUUCCACAAACGCACUAUAAACUUAUUGAUAUGGAGCAGAAUCUCAAAAAAAUGACCUAGAAUA
Messenger RNA from Liolophura sinensis, 10064 nucleotides. RefSeq names its product centromere protein F-like. Gene Ontology annotation, molecular function: microtubule binding; dynein complex binding. Gene Ontology annotation, biological process: metaphase chromosome alignment; mitotic cell cycle; regulation of G2/M transition of mitotic cell cycle. The record is from RefSeq and is a predicted model, not a curated record. Gene Ontology annotation, cellular component: chromosome, centromeric region; spindle pole; nucleus. NCBI's taxonomy places the organism in Eukaryota, Metazoa, Mollusca, Polyplacophora, Chitonida, Chitonidae.